UGAGCGGGUCAGAUCUGCGGUUCGUUCCGUCGUAGUGCGAAAUCUUUAACGGUAGAGAUCGGUCAUCGCACGCACUACUCGAUCGGUCAGAAGCCCCAAGGGAGAUAUCUUGUAAUAACCAUGAUGUCGCAGCUGGGACGGAUUAGCAUUAUUGGUGCGGUGCUUUUGGCAUUUGUGGCCGUCGUACUUGCCAGUAGCUCAGAAAAAACCGAACUUGACCCCAAUGCCAGCUGCAAUUACACCCUGGUCAAGAAGAAGACUUUGGGAGUGGAUCCCUCAUUUUGGAAGAAGUUCUUCAAGCAUUUGAUACCGUUCACUAGUUCGAGGGGUAAAAUGGAAUUCAUACUCUUCAAGCGGGAUUUUGCGGACUGCGGAAAAGAAUUGUUCAUUGGCGAUGUGGAAAACCUUAAGAACUCGGGCUUCAAUGCACGUCACCAAACGAGAAUUGUUAUUCACGGCUGGAUGAGUCAGAGCAAGGGUUCUCAUAUAAGAAGGGUUAAAAAUGCAUAUCUAAGUCUGACCCAUCCGGGAAUCAAUGGAGAACCCGCUCGGUACGAGGACUUCAAUGUGAUCGUAUGCGACUGGAGCAAGACAUCUACGAAUAUAAACUAUUACGAGGUGGCCAAGACGGUGGAGGAUAUGGGUGCUCUGCUGGCGGAUCUGGUGCGAUAUCUCCAUCAGGAGGCAGAUAUGCAUUACGACGAUGUCUACGUGAUUGGACACUCGUUGGGAGCUCAAAUAGCUGGAAGUGCUGGCAAGCAGAUCAUGCCACAUCGGUUUAACACUAUAUAUGCACUGGAUCCGGCGGGUCCUCAGUUCCGAGAGAAGAGCGAUGAAUACCGAAUCGAUGCUAGUGAUGCUUCCUAUGUGGAGUCCAUUCAAACCAGCGUUAGUUUUGGUUUUGAACAGCCCGUGGGACACGCCACCUUCUAUCCCAACUAUGGAAAAAAUCAAAAGAAGUGCUAUGUGUAUGGCUGUUCGCAUAAGAGAUCCCAUGAUUAUUUCGUUGAGACCCUGACGAGUCCAGCGGGAUUUUGGGGACCCCGCUGUGAGCGACAUGAUGAUGGCACCUGGGUUCUCCUGAUGAGCGAUGGAGAAUUCCGUAUGGGUGGGGAGCCCUCGAUUCCGAAGAAUGGAACCUUCUAUGUGAAAACAUAUUCAAAACCACCCUAUGCCAUGGGUCACAGGUGGCAAACGGAGCCACCUCCACGGGAGGAUGAGGUUGAGAAUUCCACAGAAGAGUAGGAUAAAAUCAAAGAUUUAAUGUACGCAAUUCUGUUGAUAUAAUAGAGUGAGAAAAUGUAUUAUAAUUAAA
Molecule: messenger RNA, 1315 nt
Organism: Drosophila subpulchrella
Lineage: Eukaryota; Metazoa; Arthropoda; Insecta; Diptera; Drosophilidae
Product: phospholipase A1 VesT1.02-like
Exons: 3
Coding region: 121-1245 (374 amino acids)
Biological process (GO): lipid metabolic process
Molecular function (GO): lipase activity
Source: RefSeq, a predicted model, not a curated record